AUGGAGGAGAAGCUUGUGUGGUGUCGCUGUGGUUGUUUGUUGGCAGCUAAACGGCAGAAAAUGCAGCUAACCGUAAACACGUCUUUGUUCGCUAAUUACAAAUGUGCCACGAAACUUUUGUCCGUUGCGUUCGAGUCUGGAUUAAGAUUGACAGUAGCUUUUGCUGGCAGCAGCACAGAAACAACGGGCGGCUACGUCACGACUGUAAUUCUUCUACGGAUAUCCAAAUUACAGUUAAAGAUGGAUUCAUCAAGCAUUGAAAGUAAUAGCAUUGAAUGGAAUACCGAAGAUGAACUUGACGUGGAUAACAUAUCCUCUUCUAGUUCACAUCAAGAUCAAAUUGCAGAUUUUGCGCCGUCGAGUUCUUCUUGUAACUGUCGAGGCUCAAACACCAUUCAUCAGUUUUUGCAAAUGGGAUUUUCAAAGGAAAUGGUUAUCAAAGCAGUAAAGGAGAAUGGACAAAAUGAAGGAGCAGUGCUGGAUGCUCUUUUGGCAUAUAAGACCUUUGAGGAAUCACCAGAGGAUGAGCAUGUCCUUGAUGAUCCAUGCCAUGCUGAGCUAGCUAGCAAUGUCUUGGAUGUCUACCCUGACAAGGAAAUUUGUGAAAACGAGGAAUUCAAAAAUCUAUCAACUGAAAAGGACAGAACUGUGUCUCUUCUAGUUGAGAUGGGCUACCAAGCUGAGGAGGCUUUGGCUGCUAUUGAUAGAUGCAGUUUGUAUUCUAUGUUUUACUUGUUUGACUGUUUUAUGUCUAUUUAUAUUUUACCCCAGGAGCAAAACGUGGGGAUUUUAGACGAACGAAUUGUCCUUAAGAAUGGCACUUCUGAAUGA
Coffea eugenioides is the source of this 831-nucleotide messenger RNA. Its product is annotated as DNA (cytosine-5)-methyltransferase DRM2-like. The transcript has 7 exons. Gene Ontology annotation, molecular function: protein binding. The record is from RefSeq and is a predicted model, not a curated record. NCBI's taxonomy places the organism in Eukaryota, Viridiplantae, Streptophyta, Magnoliopsida, Gentianales, Rubiaceae. The coding region runs from base 1 to 831 and encodes 276 amino acids.